Molecule: messenger RNA, 1198 nt
Organism: Folsomia candida
Lineage: Eukaryota; Metazoa; Arthropoda; Collembola; Entomobryomorpha; Isotomidae
Product: MOXD1 homolog 2
Exons: 3
Coding region: 319-972 (217 amino acids)
Biological process (GO): octopamine biosynthetic process; dopamine catabolic process; norepinephrine biosynthetic process
Cellular component (GO): secretory granule membrane
Molecular function (GO): copper ion binding; dopamine beta-monooxygenase activity
Source: RefSeq, a predicted model, not a curated record
AAAUCUCGAUUCCAAUUUCACAUCAUAAAACAGUCUCUUCCAUCCGUUUAGCCGUUUAGUCGGCUAUGCAGGCUCCUCUCACAUUCAUGAACUUGUUAAAUAAUAAAUCCAUUGUGUAUAAAAUCCUGCAUGAAGUUAUUAUGAGUACGUAAAAUCAUACGACGCUGCAGUGUGUGUCCGGAUUUUGACAGAUUAACACAAUCUUGGAACGACUUUUUAAGCAUUACUGUACUCAGUUUUUUAAGGAUCCCGUUGACCAGUAUUUAAUUAGUAAAUUAUUUGCGAAUAAUUUUGCUGCAAUUUUAAUUCCGCGAAAAAAUGCCCUACACAGUUGUCGCCACGUUUGCCCUUGUCGCGCAGAUAUUUUCCGUACUUUUGGUCCUGAGUUGCAUUACUUUUCGUCCCGUGUACGCCAAAAGGUACGAGGUUCGAUUGGAUGACAAGUACUUAUUUGCAUGGGAAGUGAACCAAGAAAAUGGCACCAUUCGACUAGAAGCUACUGGAGAAACGCAGGGAUAUGUUGGGUUAGGCCUUAACUCGAAGGGAAAAAUGGACAAAGCGGAAAUGGCGAUUGGAGGCAUCCAUUCAGAAAACGGUCACAGCUAUUUCGGAAUUUACACCGGACACAAACACAAAGUUAACUUGGAUAAGAAGAGAAAGUGGACCUUGUUGGAAGCCACGCAAAACGAGACGCACACUUAUCUCAAGUACGAAAGACCCUUGGUCGGCAAUACUAGAAAUUCAUACGGCCGAGGUGACGAUAUCGGAGAAAAUGACGAUGAUACCACCCUUCUCCCAAAUUAUGUCCCGAUUAAGGACAAGGACAUGUACGUAAUUUGGGCGCUCGGCGUCUCCGAUAAACUCAAGAAACAUCAUGGUCAUGGAAAAUUCAAAGUGAAUCUCAUCAAUCCCCACACCAAUUAUUUGGAAAGUUUUAACGCAGAAAUGUACAAUUUUUACAUAGAUUUGUAGACUUUUACUUGGUACAUAUUCGAAUUUAUAAAAUUUAUAAGUGACAAUUUUUACAUAGAUUUGUAGACUUUUUACUUCGUUUACUCGAGUAAAAAAUAUAUAUAACUCUCACACCAUUUCUUUGGUAUUGACUGUAAAUUUGUUGUUCUUGUUCGUUCCGCAUGUUUAGUUUUAGGGUGAAACUGUUCCGAGUUUUCUUAAACAUGAAGACACAAAACAUCACCCU